AUGUCAAUCUUUGCCGACGCGCAUGACCAUGACCGUGAUGAUCACGACGAAUCAGAGCGAAGCAGUCUGUCAGAAGUCCUCGAGGCCUCAGAGGACGGUUCCGUCUUUGCCCAUGCCGCCAUAGACGCCCUGUCAAGACCUCGAGCGGUUAACCUCCUUGAGGUUGUCAAGGCUCUCUCAUCCACAUCCUCAUCACACCCUCAGCUAUCUUCAUCAAGGAUCAGGUUUCUUCUUGAGCAAUCCGGAAUCGCCGACCCGGAAAUCCAGUCGGAAGCCUUUGAGCAGUAUGACGAGUCCGAGAGGAGGCACAUGUCCAACAUUGAGUGGCUCAUCAUCAGCAAAGCAACCGUGCAGACCUGCGGCCUCAUCCAGGCGACGCUUUUGGAUCAGAUCAUCCCAUUGAACAACGAAAUCUGGUACUGGGAAGAGGUCCUCAACUCGUACGUCUACAGCAGCAUCUACACCGUCCAGACGUCACCUAUUCGCCUAUGGGCACUCUAUCAGGAGAACAAGCACCGCAUGAAGCCGCUUAGUUCUUCACCUACCGAGAUGGCCAACUCGACCUGGGAGGGCAUCAAGGGUCCCUGGGUUCAAUUCUACGACAUCGUUCGCACCACUGUUCGCGAUCGGUCCAUGGUCGGUCUGCAAGGAAAGGUCCUGUCGCCCAUUUCGCAGGCACGCCGCGAGGCACGCAAGAAAAUCGCAACUCUCAAGAAGUUGAGAGAAAUGACUUCGACCGGUCUCGGCAUACUCGUUGACGAAGCCUUGGCGUUUGGCAUCGACCAGGACGAUGCCAAUAGUGAUGUCGAAAUCAACAGCCAUCUUGAUUGGAAGGGCGUUGUCUGCCGCAGCGUGGCGCUUAUGGAACAGGUCCUCCAAGACGUCCUCAAGCUUCGCUACAGCCUCGUGGAUUACGAAAAUGGAGUCUUCACCGGUGUGCAGGACGACCCCGAACUGUUCCAGACGGUCGACCACGACAACGCCUCUGACCAGGCGGCUGUCGUCACCCGCCGCCUAUUUCAGCUUCUCGAGACCACUCUGCCUGUUCACAACGACCAGCUGGCGCGCCUUGUGACAGAACAUGGCCGCCCCUCUGUCCUCGUUCGCUACUGGCUCCCCGCAACUGUCGCUGCGCUCUCCUCCACCACUGUUCUCCGCAUCCUAGUCAACAGGCAAGCCGAGCUCAUCGCAUGGGCUCAGGAUGCUGCUGCCACGGUCCGCGACUUCUGGGCCAACUGGAUCAUCGAGCCCACUCGCAAGGUUGUCCGCACCAUUCGCCAUGAUGAGACGAGCGAGAUCGCCAUCAUGAGCCGUGACAGUCUCAAGGCCGACCGUGAAAGUCUCGAGCGUAUGGUUGUCGACUUUGCCACAGACAACCCCCACUUUGCCAGCGCCAGUGGUGCCGCCUCGGGCCCAACCUCGGCCCUCACCGAAACCGACAUUGCCGCCAUCCGUGCCAAGGUGAACAAGGGCGACGUGACACCCGUACUCCGCGCCUACGAGCAGGAUCUGCGCAGUCCACUCAAGGGCGCCGUGCGCGGCGACCUCAUCCGUUCCCUCCUUAUCCAAGUGCAAAAGACAAAGGUUGACCUCGAGGUCGCCAUCUCCGGCAUUGACGCCCUUCUCAAGUCCCAGGAACUCGUCUUUGGUUUUGUCGGUCUGACACCGGGUAUUCUCGUUUCUAUCGGCGCACUCCAGUACCUUCGCGGUGUCCUCGGUGGACGGAAAGGCGCCCGCCACAGCAAGAAGGCGGGCAAGAGCGUGCGUGUACUGAGGAACAUCGACCGCAUCUUCUCAGAGGCCACGCCGACGGCGGAUAACGUCCUCACGUACCGUGACCACGGAUUGCUGCUGUGCGAAGUGCACGUGCUGCGGACACUGAUGCACAAAAUUCUGUCUCGGGAUGUGGAGAAGGAGUUCCUUGAGGACCUGGAGGACCUCUCGAAUCUGCGAGGGUUCCAAAUCCAGGUGCGCGCCUUGGACAGGAUCAAGUGGGCGUAUGCCAAGUGGCUGUCGUAG
Messenger RNA from Verticillium alfalfae VaMs.102, 2019 nucleotides. Its product is annotated as nuclear control of ATPase protein. Lineage: Eukaryota; Fungi; Ascomycota; Sordariomycetes; Glomerellales; Plectosphaerellaceae. The transcript is spliced from 2 exons. Gene Ontology annotation, cellular component: mitochondrial outer membrane. The record is from RefSeq and is a predicted model, not a curated record. The coding region runs from base 1 to 2019 and encodes 672 amino acids.